AUGUUCGCGGACGAGGAAUUCAGUACAAGUGAUAUGGAUGAGGCCUUAGAGGAGGAAGAUGAGGGUGAAGAGCCAUACAAAAAGUUGAAGCAUAUCUAUCUUAAAUCAGAUUGCGGCCUUUGCAAUCAACCGAUGAAUCCAGAUCAAUGGACUCUUGCAUUAAUUGGUAAUCCUACAGGGACCAAACCAGUUCUGCAAAUGAUCAAGUCAUUUGUACCGUAUCACCCAUUGUGGAAGUUCAGCUCUAUCCAAAACGUUGCAGAGAGUAUGUCUUCGUCCGGAACUGAUAUCGAGAGUUACCCAUUGACCAGCAUCAAGUCAUGGCAACGUGGACAACCAGUUGUCUGCGAUAAAGGCGAAUUGAAAGAAUUUGUUCUUAAACUAACUGUUGAUCGCGAUGGCCUCAGUCAAAUUGAGAAGCUGGAGAGAUGGCCUGAGUAUAGUCCGAUUCGGUCUAAUGCUCGUGCGUAUCUCUUCAUUGUGCCCCUGCGAGCAGCAGACUCACAUGUUGAUUUCAAGGUAUGGUCAAAGGCCCCCCCCCCCCCGGGCAAUGCUCAGAUAUCAACCAAGCUCGCCGGUGAUUUCGUGCUGGGUCCUGAUUAUGGACCUUCCAAGAAAGAAUACUUGUCAGGAAAGGAGCCGACCGUGUUUGUGUACAAUGUUCCGCAUAAAAGAGGCCACAGUAUAUAUGGAGCAGUAAGUGACAAGAAGGGUGACGAACCUUCAGCACCAUUCCCCCGGAUUCUUCCCUCAGGAGAGUGUCCCCCAUAUCGUGGCCGCCUUCAUUUCGAGGCCUCCGCAAAGGACGUUGUUCACGUCGAUGUCUAUUACGAGGAGGCCAGCGGAUACUGCAGGGGACUCCUCCUUGAAUACGCCAACGGCGCUCAGAGGGCGUUGGGCCAAUGCCGAGUCGGGAUUGACCCCUUCAAGUCUUGUGAUAAACCAAAAUGGCUUUGCUAUUCCCACAGCUUCGACGACAAACCCUUCGAUCGGAUUAGGCAGUGUAAAGUCGAAUGCAGCACCGGUUCGGAUAGUCAUGACCAUAGUGAAAGGGAUCUCAGCAAGCAAAGCGAAAUGUCGGACGUUGAUGGUUCAGGUGAUUCGCAACCAGAGAUGAAAUCGAAGAUCGUUGAGUCUGAUGAAGAUACAUUAGAAUGGGACGUAGUGCAUGUCGCUAUCAGAUCAAUAUGUGGCCUUUGUUCUCAGGUCAUCGCCCCGUACGAAUGGGCUAUAGCAUUGCUCAAUAGCCAAGGUCACCGCCAUGGUACUCGUCCUGGUUAUUGCACAAAGAGAUUCCGAUUCCCUAAGGAACGAGGAAUCACAGUAAAGGGUGGUUUAUUCCCCUUGUGCAAUGGAGAGCAUUGUCGAGACUGCAAGGGAUCACCCGAACGUAUCACGACAAGCCGGCCUUGGAACGCGUUUGGGUUGCUGCAGCCUGGAGAAUCUCGUGGGUUUUCUUCCACUGCAGAAGCCUUGGGUAUGCCGCAACUGGCAACCUUGCCAUCUGAGGUUCUUCAGCUCAUAGCAGCCUAUUCGCGCGAGAGUAUUCUCUGGAAGUAUCUGGUUAUCAGAACCAGAGCCGAGGAAUUAUCAAUUUUUGAUGAGAGCAUAUCCAAGGACGAUGAUGACAUGCAGUACAAUCUCGGUACUGUGAAGAAAUGGCAUCGAGGGCAGGAUGCAGAGUUCGAUGAGGAUUCACCCGAGUCUUUUGUGUUCCGGCUCAUCCUUGAUUCCCAUGGGCUACUCGGCAUAGAGAGACUACCUGACUGGCCCGAGUAUAGGAGCUGUCGAUACCAAACCUCCUACAAGUAUCUCUUUAUCGAUUCUAAGGAAGCGGAACGUACUUGGGUAUACUUCAGAUUUGGAAAAGCGCGGAUGAAACUGAGUCCCUCAUUGUCAAGACCUGUUCAACUUUGGGACAUACCAAGUCCGCCAGAUGCUACUUGCAUUCGCACCCUCGAUCUACGCAAUAUUACUGGCAUUACCUUCUUUUACUACAGGGGCACUUUGAUGGGACUCCAUGCUCACACCCUUGAAGACCCCACAGCGUUGACUACUGUUAAGGACAUUCUUCCAGAUUAUGAACCUAAUCUAGUCUGGAUAUACAUGCCCAUAGCACAUGGUGAUCGUAUCAUGAGGUUUGGCCUGCGGAGUUGGAGAAAUGACCGCGAGGAACCGGCGGCCCAUCAUAUGGCUUUGUUGAUGACCACGAAGCUGGCUGGUGACUUCUCUCUCGGUCCAAAUUUCAAUGAUGAAGAUAGGAAUUUCUUCUUCAAAGGAACACCCACUGUUCUCUUCCACAAUACGCCAGCAAAGGGGGGGAUUACACUGUUAGGCUUAGCCGGUGACGAAACUCAAGAGACGCUGCGAGCCCCUAGAUUUCCCAUCAUCUCUCUCUCGAUUGAUCAGUUGAUUAAUGGGGGUGCCGCUAUUACAGUGGACAUUCCACUGAAAGACGCUGUCAGAAUUGAUAUUUUCAAUGAAAGGUCCACUGGAUACAUGAGAGGUUUUCUUCUUGAGUAUAAGAACGGCGCACAGAGGUCUGCAGGGCAAUGCAGAGUAGGAGUUGACGAGGUCACCGUUUAUCACAGGCCCGUUUCAUUCUGCUACCGCACGGUUUAUGGGGAUGCUCUUGAUGAGAACAAACACUAUACAGUUGUAUGUGGCUCGGAUACGGGUAUUGAACAUUAUGGUCAUGGUUUUGGUAACGGGCCGUGGAAAUGUUCAGAUCUCGGACUGUACGCCAAGGUUUGGUGUGACGAUGUAACAAGCGACCUGUAUACAUACACUCCCAGGUCUCGAGAGUUUAUAGCGGUCGAGUAG
Molecule: messenger RNA, 2823 nt
Organism: Fusarium subglutinans
Lineage: Eukaryota; Fungi; Ascomycota; Sordariomycetes; Hypocreales; Nectriaceae
Exons: 11
Coding region: 1-2823 (940 amino acids)
Source: RefSeq, a predicted model, not a curated record